UUAAUUUUGUAAGUAUUAAACUUUCUCUAGGAUUAGAACAACUAGUUUGGGAAAAUAAGAAUGAAAUCCAGAAAUUAUAUGAAGAUUUGAACAAAUUAAGAAUGCAAGUAACGAACCUUGAGAUGGAUAGGAAAUGAGAGAGUCCAUGACCAAGGCUUAAUCAGAAUAAAAUAAGAGCACUAAGCUUCUCACCAGCAUUCAAUAGUGUAAAUACGGAAAAAUAACGAAUGGAAGAGAUACUCAAGGCAUUUAGAAGGGGUUAUUGAACAACUUCUGCAAAAAAGAUUGGAGGCAAAGGGUAAAUACCUCUGGCUCUAUCAUCCUACUUCUUACGUCUGGAUACUUUCCAGAACUUAUUUCCUCAAUCUAAAAGCUAAAAAAUUUCAACCUCUUAUCAAUUCCAAAAUGGAUGUUUCUUACAACAAUAUUAGGAUAGACCAUGUGCGCAUUAAAGAGGGAAGGAAUUAUGAAGAUUUUCAAAAUCUUGAUGAAUUCCUGCUAGGAGAUACUCAUGAGCAAUCUAAUCAAAAGGAUAAUUCCUUCGAGAAUCAGGCCACAAACAAAAUGUUUGAAACCCAAGAAGCAAGAGGUGAAUUUGGAAGAACUGAAACCAUCAAGAGAAAGUCUGAGAGUCACAGGAAAAAGGAUCCCAGAUGUACACCCCUCUAGACACUAAAUUCAUCGAAGACUGGAUAAGAGUAAGCCUGGCUCUCUAACUCUGUUUCAGAAAUAAACGGGCUAGCUCGGGCAUGAUGAUUCAUAAGCAUCCGGUCAACCCUCUUCGUUGGGAAGAAGUCAAAGAGCAUCCGUGUGGAGAAGGCCAGAGACAAGGGAGCAAUCCUCUUCAGAGACAGCUGUGAUCCAGUUAAGAUAAUUAUUUAGGGAAGAAAAUAGCAAGGAAAAUUACUCUGAUGAAUACUCUGGGUUUGAAGAAAGCGACCAUGAUAAGGUAUUUAGAAGCGGUUGGGCGGAGCAAUUUUAGGGGUGUUUGAGCAGAAGGAGUGUUGAUGGAACUUAAAUCGGUUUUGGAUGAUUAAAAAUGCAAUAGGCAACUUAUAUUACUGUAUAGAUAAAAUUCUACUCCCGAGCUCCUCUCUGUCAUCAUUUCUAUAUAUACUACUCCUAUUCAUCCUCGCCCUCUCAUUUCAUCUUUACAGAACUCUAAUUCUUCAAAAUUCCUCAAACCUCCCAAAGAUGUUUUAAAAGCUCCAACAAAUAAAGCACAAGAAAUAAGAAAGCUAAGUUCCAAAGAAAAAUAUUACGAGCUUAUGAAAAGAAUUCAGAGGUAUUUUCUAAUUAGAACAUCAUAUAUAUUCUACAUAUUUCUUAACUAUCCCUUAAAACACCGACCCUCACUUUAUAAAACUUCUGGCUUAGUAAUCCACUCUAGGAUAUAUCCCCUACUUUCCCUCAAAACCCCCCUAAACCUCCAUUCCCUGUACUCCCUUCUUCCUCCUCAGCCCCUCUUCCCAACCUAAAAUCCCUUUUCCACUAAAAUCUCAAAAUCUCCACUCGUUCCUUAAAUUUCCUAUUUUCCCACUUUUUCUCUAAAUUCUUACUAAAAUUACCAAAAAUCUUAAUUUUACGUACAAAUUUUCAAAACCUAAAC
This is a messenger RNA of Moneuplotes crassus, 1609 nucleotides long. The record is from the annotation of a GenBank genome assembly. NCBI's taxonomy places the organism in Eukaryota, Ciliophora, Spirotrichea, Euplotida, Euplotidae.